AUGCUCAAGCGACAAUACAUGGGCGGAGACGCGAAGUCGAAAAAGGUGAAGACAGCAAAUAGAGGAAAGUUUGUGUUCGAUUGGCGGAAAGAGGAAGACACGUCGAGAGAUUUGAAUCCACUGUACGAUCGGCCGCACGAAGUGGCGCCGAUGUUCGGUCGAGGGAUGAUCGGGGGCGUGGAUCGAAGGGAGCAGGCGCGCUCGAACGCCGAGCGCGAGCGCGAACUCAUCGUCAAGUCGAGGAAGGAUCUCGGAUCGAAGGACGCGGCGGGUGAUGUGCGAAAGAUGGAAGUUGAGCGCGAGCGUAAACGUAAGGAUGUCGAGGCGCGCGAGUUGAAACGAACUUUCAAGGAGCACUGGAGUGAUAAAAAGUUGGAAGACAUGACAGAGCGCGAUUGGCGCAUUUUUCGAGAAGACUUUAACAUUUCGUACAAAGGCGGCAAGUUACCGCUUCCCAUGCGCGCGUGGAAAGAGUGCACGAGCUUGCCACAAGAGAUAUUGCGCGCUAUCGCGCAGGUUGGGUACGAAAAGCCGUCGCCGAUUCAAAUGGCUAGCAUUCCGAUCGGUUUGCUGAAGAGAGACGUCAUCGGCAUCGCCGAGACGGGUUCGGGUAAGACGUGCGCGUUCGUCGUCCCCAUGCUCGCGCACAUCAUGCAGCUUCCGAAAAUGACGGACGAAAUUGCCGCGCACGGGCCGUACGCCCUGAUCAUGGCCCCUACGCGCGAGUUGGCGCAACAGAUUGAGGAAGAGACUCUCAAGUUUGCGCAGUAUUUGGACUAUCGCGUCGGCUUGGUCGUCGGCGGUCAAUCGAUCGAAGACCAAGGUUUUAAACUUCGCAAAGGGGUGGAGAUAUUAGUCGGUACGCCCGGUCGUAUCAUAGAUGUCAUUGAGCGCCGAUACACCGUGCUCAGUCAGUGCAACUACAUCGUGCUCGACGAAGCCGAUCGCAUGAUCGACAUGGGUUUCGAACCGCAAGUCGUGGCGGUGAUGGAGGCGAUGGGAUCGGGUAACUUGAAACCCGAGGACGAGGCGGAAGAGCUCGACGGCCAGGCGCUCGAGCAAGGUGGGCCGACGUCGUCAAACGUGGAGCGUCUGGCGAGAAGUUAUUUGCGCAAUCCCGCGGUGGUCACCAUCGGCAGCGCCGGGAAGACGUCCGAUUUGAUCAAGCAAGAGAUUAUUUGGGUGUCGAGAAACGAGCGCGACUCCAAAUUUGAGCUCGUGUUAUCGCGACAUCCCAACACGCAAGCCAUCGUGUUCGUGAACGCCAAACGCUCGGUGGACGCCGUGGCGAAUCUGUGCUACCGUCUCGGGUACUCGUGCGCGUCCAUACACGGCGGCAAAUCGCAAGACCAACGCGAGGAGUCUUUGCGCGGGUUCAAGGCUGGGGAUUACGACAUCUUGGUCGCCACCGAUGUCGCCGGUCGCGGGAUCGACGUCAAGGGCAUCGAUCUCGUCGUCAAUUACGAGUUGCCGCACACGAUUGAAAAUUACACCCAUCGCAUCGGGCGCACCGGUCGCGCCGGUCGCAAGGGCACCGCCGUGAGCUUCCUCACGAGCGACGAUCGCGACAUCAUGUACGAGCUCAAAGAACUUCUCAUCGAGAGCAAGAACCACGUCCCAGAUGCGCUGGCAAACCACGAAGCGGCGCGCGUAAAGCCUCAGCGCGACGACAGAGGCAGACGCAUGAACCGCGAAGACAUUCGAGGGCAAGAAGCCAUCAUCUACUGA
This is a messenger RNA of Ostreococcus lucimarinus CCE9901, 1728 nucleotides long. RefSeq lists its product with no specific name. Gene Ontology annotation, molecular function: ATP binding; RNA helicase activity; nucleic acid binding. The record is from RefSeq and is a predicted model, not a curated record. The transcript has 2 exons. Lineage: Eukaryota; Viridiplantae; Chlorophyta; Mamiellophyceae; Mamiellales; Bathycoccaceae. The coding region runs from base 1 to 1728 and encodes 575 amino acids.